UCGCCGUCUCGCCCGGGAGAGGGAAAGAAAAAGAGAGAAAGGGAGAACAAUUUUGUAGCUUAGAGUGAAAUAGAAUAUCUGCGCAAGAGGAAGAAAGUAUAACGGGCUGGUAUAGGAAACGCAAAAGAUAGAGCGAAAAGAGGGAGCAAGAGAUAUACAACGAGGGACACGGAGGUGCUUGCACACGGGGCGGGCCUGCCAGUCUCAACCACUUCGUGGAGUACACUUUUUAUUCUGUAGUCGAGCACGCAGCCACUCUGAAUUGUUAGCUGUUUGCAUAUAUAUGAUCGAAGAUCUGUGACUUGCCCGAUGCAUGGUAGAGGCUGUUGGACCGCGUGGUCUUACCAGAUUUUAUUGAUAAUCAGUCAGUACAUCGUGUGUGAGGAUUGUUGUUGUUGUUGUUGUUGAUCGAUCCUUCCGGCUUGCCGGCUGUCAAAGUCAUCGGUUUCGAAAGACAAGAAAAAGGAAUCGUGACACAAAACAACAACGAACCGUAGAGAUCAUAUUCGAAAUAUCUCGGUGUCAGUGUUGGUAGUGUUUGAGAGAGUGGUGGUGGAAAAGAUGAAGGAGAAACCGGGUGUGCAACGAAAGAGGGUUGUUAUGGGGCGAAGCUGUCGUCUGCUUGUACUUUCGCCGCUGUAUUUGCUGACUAUAUUCGGCUUUCUCGCAGCGGCUGAUGCUUUCUCCACUGACAACAAGCCUUGUCCUUUAAGGCAAUUUCAAUGUACGAAUGGUAAAUGUAUACCAAUCCCGUGGGUCUGCGACUCGAUGGACGACUGCGGUGACAAUUCCGAUGAAACCAGCAAAUGCGAAGGUCAGCACAAGUGCACCGACUCGGAGUUCAAGUGCACCAACGGAAAGUGCAUACCCGGAACCUGGCACUGCGACGGCGAGGAUGACUGUUACGAUGGCUCUGACGAGGAUCCGACUAUCUGCAGGUCGAAACAGUGCAGCGAAACGGAGUUCGAGUGCAGCCCUGGGAGGUGCAUACCGAAAACCUGGCUGUGUGAUCUUCAGCACGACUGCAGCGAUGGGUUGGACGAGAAAAAUUGCCGCAGGACGAAGAAUUGUACGGCGGAUCAGUUCACGUGUCACUCGGGGAACGGCGAGUGCGUGGCACUCGCGUGGAUGUGCGACGGCCAUCUAGACUGUUCGGACGGUUCGGACGAGGCUGAGUGCAACGACACUUGUCGAUCUGACGAGUUUACGUGCGCAAACAAGCGAUGUAUCCAGAGAACGUGGGUGUGCGACAGCGACGACGAUUGUGAAGACGGCAGCGACGAGGAAGAUUGCAAACCGGUCACCUGUGGUCCGUCAGAAUUCGCCUGCUCCAAGAAUUACUGCAUAACGUCUCGAUGGAGAUGCGACGGUGAUUUCGAUUGCCCAGAUAAAAUCGACGAAGUUGGAUGUAAGUAUUCGAACGGCGAACGACCAAGCCACUGCAACAAGGACGAAGACUUCGACUGCGACGACGAUUUCACGUGCAUACACAAAAGCUGGGUGUGCGACGGUGAAAGAGACUGCCCCAACGGGGCCGACGAGUUGCCAAAACGGUGUCACAACGUUACAUGCAGGCCGGAUCAAUUCCAAUGCGGGGAUCAUCGUAAUUGUAUAUCAGGCCACUUGUAUUGCAACGGUAAAGCAGAAUGCGUAGAUGGCAGCGACGAGAGAAAUUGCACGGGCGAAACCACCGUUUGUGAUCCGUCGACGCAAUUCGAAUGUAGCGAGGGCUCGUGUAUCCCUCUUUCCAGCGUGUGCAACAAAAACCGUGAUUGUAUCGGUUGGGAGGACGAGAACGAAGAACUUUGUGGCGUGAACGAGUGUUCCAAGAACAACGGUGGAUGUUCGCAAAUUUGCAUCGAUCUGCCGAUCGGCUUCCGGUGUGAUUGUAACGCGGGAUACAGGCUCAUUGACAAUAGGACUUGCGAUGAUAUAGACGAGUGCUUGGAACCAGGCAGAUGUUCCCAGUUCUGUUUGAACGAAAAGAGCAGUUUCAAGUGCAUCUGUGCCCCGGGUUACUUUAAAGAUCCCAGGAACCAUACUCGUUGCAAGGCGGCAGAAGGUCACGCCAGCCUGCUCUUUACCAGAAGGCACGAUAUAAGAAAAGUGGCAUUGGAUCGUUUGGAGAUGACGAAUAUAGUGAAAGACACGAAAAUGGCCGCGGCCUUGGAUUUCGUUUUUCGCACCGGUAUGAUCUUCUGGAGCGACAGCAGCGAAAAGAAGAUCUAUAAAGCUCCGAUAGACGAAGGCAACGAGCGUACAGUUGUAAUUGACGAUGGUUUAACAACAUCGGAUGGACUUGCCGUUGAUUGGAUAUAUAGUCAUAUUUAUUGGACCGAUUCCAAGAAGAGUACCAUAGAAUUGGCUAAUUUCGAGGGUAAUAUGAGGAAGACGUUGAUUCAAGAUCGGGUACAAGAACCUAGAGCGAUAGCUUUGAACCCACUGGAGGGGUGGAUGUUUUGGACCGAUUGGAGCGACGAAGCCCGCAUAGAGAAAGCGGGAAUGGAUGGAUCUCAUCGAACGGUGAUAGUCGACAAUGACGUACAGUGGCCAAAUGGGUUGACUCUGGAUUUAAUUGGCAAGAAAAUAUACUGGGUAGACGCAAAGUUAAAUAUAAUUGGAUCGUGUAAUUACGAUGGUUCAGGUGUACGAACGGUUCUCUAUUCUCCGAAAGUAUUGAGGCAUCCCUUCAGUAUUACGACGUUCGAAGACUACGUUUAUUGGACCGACUGGGACAAGGAGGCGAUAUUUAAAGCAAAUAAAUUUACUGGUCAAUCGGUCGAAGCUGUUACAUCUCUUCGAACUCUGAAAUAUCCAAUGGUCGUUCACGUAUAUCAUCCGUACAGACAACCAGACGGAAAGAAUCAAUGUCAGGCUGUGAAUGGUCAUUGCAGUCAUUUGUGUUUACCAGCACCAAGAAUUAAUUCGAAAUCGCCUCUUCUUAGUUGCGCUUGUCCGGACGGCCUAAGAUUGUUACCUGACGGUUUGAUGUGCGUGGAAAAAGUAAGUACAACUGUAGCACCUACAACGCAAGAAAUUAGUAAACCAUUCAAGAGACUCGAACCUCUCAACGUAACCACGACUGUCCAUCCAACGCAUUCAACAGAUGGAGAUGGCAAAGGUGGUCUAGCGUCUGAAUCCACAGACCCUGGUUUAGUCGCUGGGAUAGUGAUAGGCGUGGCGUCCUUAGGGCUGUUACUCCUCGCAUUAGUAGCAGUAUUAUGCUAUAGGCAUUACCUUCAUCGUAAUGUAACGAGUAUGAACUUUGAUAAUCCUGUGUAUAGGAAAACCACAGAAGAUCAAUUUAGUCUCGAAAAGAAUAGGUUUCCACUCCCCACUGCUACGGUUGGAGAAGAGGCUCAGGAACCUUUAACGAGUCCUGGAACUAAUGAUUACGUUUAAGAAUGAAUCUGUCAAUGAAACGGGCUUAGCAGGCUAUUGAAAUAUAAUGUCGACCAAGUAACACAAAAAUCAUGUAUAAGAAAAAAAAAAAAAAGAAAAAAAAAGAGCGAUGAAGCGCAUGUCGAGCGAGCCUGUCCAAUUAUAUGCCUGCAAUUGUCCACCUGCCUGCCAACUCAGCUGUGAUCAUGUUUAUUUUUUCUUUUUUGUACUGUCUCGUUUUCUUUACAAAUUUAUGCAUCUUGUCAUUCAACUACUACUACACGUAUGUGCAACAUUUAGAUUUGCUCCGAGGCAUAAAGGGAGAAAUACUUAGGUGAACUAUAAUUGUUGCCAAAUAAGCGUUAUAACCGUCAGUUUUCGGAUAGUUCGAUAAGAUACAAUAAAAAUCCUAUUUUAUAAUGGUUUCUCUUUCGUUUACACGCGGUAAUAUGUAACAUAGUGCUAUUUAUAAAUCUAUGUGGGUCUUGAUGCAACUAUGUUUAAAUAUAUGAAAUAUAUACAUAUACACACACACAUACAUAUAUAUGUAUAUGUAUAUAUAUAUAGAGAUAGAGAGAAAGAGAGAAAGAGAGAGAGAGAGAGAGAGAGAGAGAAUGAGAGAAAGUGAGAGAGAAAGAGAGAAUAUUUUUAUCUACAUGUAAGAUUUUUAACUUGUUAUUGUUUCACUAUUUAUUCUUUAAGCAUAUAUUUUGUCGAGUAUAACUUUUAGUUAGAGAUAUGUAUACUGUUGCAUUGAUAGAAUCUCAUGUAUAUAACAUACGAAUAUGCGAAGUAUAUAGUAGGAAUAAUUUUACGAAUCAUUAGUAAUGGUAAUGAAUUGUCAGAGACUUUCUAUCAUCAUUUGUGAAUUUGUUAAAUUAUUUGUAACAACGUUUUUUUACAUAUAUUAUAUAAUAUUUUAUAGUGCCAAAAGAAAGUGUUUCAGAAAUGAUCAUGUUUAAUGGUAUUUGUAGCAAUCAGAGACAUUUUCUUAAACAAUCGAAAUUUCUUCUUUGAUAUAUUAUAAAUUUAGGAAUAGCAAUAUACUUACAUUUUAAUCCCAGUAAUAGCUCAAACGGUGGCGUUUACGUAUAUAAAUGUAUAAAUCGUUCUUUUGUACAUGAAUACACGUUUCUCCUUUUAUGUCGUUUACACGAUAUAUACAAGCAGUGUUUACAGCACGUUCAUAGAACUCUUUUUAACGACUGCCAGUAUUUGUAUAAGUAGACCAUAUCAUAGUAAAACACUUCUCGCUGAUAUAUUCUGUUAAUGUUAUGAUUGUAAUGAAAUAGAUUGAAAACCAAUUAGAUGUAAUAAGAUCAGCUCAAUGACACUAAGUGUGACUGCGUGUCUGUUAAAAGUAAAACUGUUGUUUAGGUAUUUCAACCUACUAAAAAAUGAUCAGUGUAUAUGUAUAGAACUAUCGCCUCGGGUUUAAGACUUUUACUUAUUAUAUAUACUUUAUGAUUAUUAUAUUAAAUAAUUAAAUGUGAGACAGAUAUUCUUCUAGGUAAGAUUAUUAAAGAGUAUAAUGAUAUUACGACGAACUAACAGCUGUGUGUAUUAAGAAGUAGCAACAUAUUUGUUACGUGUUAACAUUUUUUUUUCAUUUUCAACUGAUAAAGUUAAGUGUAGCAUGUUACUGUAAUAAAAAAUGUUUAUCUAGUAAUGUUAAUAUAAUUUAAGAAAGUAACAUUGACGAAAGAAGCUUGACAAUUCUAUUCUUUCACAAAUUAUCCUAAUAUAGAUAUAUUUUCUUGCAAAUUGUGCGUUUUCAACAGAUUUUAUAUCGAUAAUUUAUUGUAUCGAACUAUCGAUAUACUUACAGUCAUACAAAUACAAAAGAAUUUGCUACUUUUUAAUAAAACACGUAUUCUUACCUACAAUCGAAAGAAAGCAAAGUCCAAAAUUAAAAUAUAGAGGCUCGAUGGUGAUUUUAAUCAAAAGAUAGCAAGAGUGUGGUGAGUAUCAGUUGCAAUUAAUUGUGUGAGUCACAAGGCAUACUUUAGCCAACCUAUUCGCCAAAAUCGUGUCAAACAUUAUUUCUAUGCAAUAUAUAUUAUCACUACACACGCAUAAUAUAAAUAUAUAUUAUAUAUAUAAUUUAUUAUAAUGAUUAUUGUAUAAAUAAAUAUAUAAAAUAAAUCA
Molecule: messenger RNA, 5529 nt
Organism: Bombus terrestris (buff-tailed bumblebee)
Lineage: Eukaryota; Metazoa; Arthropoda; Insecta; Hymenoptera; Apidae
Product: very low-density lipoprotein receptor
Exons: 14
Coding region: 562-3402 (946 amino acids)
Molecular function (GO): protein binding; calcium ion binding
Source: RefSeq, a predicted model, not a curated record